Molecule: messenger RNA, 2939 nt
Organism: Trichobilharzia regenti
Lineage: Eukaryota; Metazoa; Platyhelminthes; Trematoda; Strigeidida; Schistosomatidae
Source: the annotation of a GenBank genome assembly
CUGGAUUAAGUAUAGUAGUAUGAAUAUAGAAUAGAAUAUUUUCAUUUGCUUUCAUGUAACCACUUUUUCUCCUUACACUCUCCUGACCCUUGUUGGCAUCUUUUUCCGUAUGCAUUGUUUCGCUGACUUCUGGAGUGGUCUGGUUCUGGUUAUCAUUUUGUUCAACUACAUAGAAACAUUGAUUUGUAUUAAAUGCAUGUUACUCACGAGCGAUAUUCAGAUGUUUUUUUGUUCUUUUUUUAUUAUUCUUGUUAGGCAGUGUAUAAUAAAACAAUACAGCUAGACUCAGAUAAAUGUUUGAAUAUAUAUAGCAGCGCGUUGAAGAAAAGUAUCUUGUUUGUUACAAUCUUGGAUCUUUUAAUUUUCUUCAGAUUCAGAUUAUAAGGAUAGUGGGCUCUUGUUGCUUAUGUUGAUUCUUGCUAUAUAUAGCUUUGUAGAGAUAUAGUUUCUCUUUGAAAGCGUUCUCCAAUUAAGCGGUUACUACUGAAUUAGGUAGGAAGUUCCAGUCGUUGACCACUGUGAGAGAAUCUAAAUUUCACACGUAUUUUGUUCGACCUUGCUUUGACACCUCGUAAAUGUAUCCUAGAGGAAGAGGAAAGGUUUGAAAGGUCAAUCCCGAAAUCAUCCUUUAAUAUACGAUAAUUUCUCGUCAUUCUGGAUUGUCUAUAAUGAAUGAAAUUGGAUGUGGAUACGGCUCUCCACAAAUCCAACGGACUUAUCUCAUUCCUCUUGCUGAACAGUUCACAAAAAUUUGUGUAGAUACGUCAUCCGUUGAUGAUUUUGUUGAUUAUGUGAUCCGGGAUAAGUCAACAAGCUGUAAUAAGUCAAAUAUGAGGUUAUGGCGAAAAGAUGCCUGCAAAGCUCUGAGGCUCGUUAAUGCGCGUACAAUGGUUACUCCUGUUGCAAAAGAUUCACCAAUUAUUAUUGACCAGUCUGAAUCUCCAAAACUGGAUAUGUCGGUGGAUACAGACAAAAAGUUACCACGCAAACGAUCUAGGUUGAACAUGGAAUCAACAGUUGUUGAGUCUUUCACUCCUCGGACUUGUUCAUCCACUCUAGCGAGUCUCAAAUACACUACUCCUAAAGAUAUACGAAAACAAAUAAAAGCUUUUUUGAUAUCUCAUCUGUUUUCCGAUAUGGGACUACCAGUUUGGCCAACUUUACUUAUUAAUGGCCCACCAUUUUGCGGUAAAACAGCAUUAAUUGAAGCAGCAUGUGGAACUCUAGGUCUAAAGAUUAUCACUGUAUCGGUUGGCACAGUACCAUCGUCUAUGCGCUCUUGGAUGGAUAUAUUCAACCAGGCCAAGAGUUGUGCACCUUGUAUUUUGCAUUUAGACGAUAUUGAAAGUAUGGAAAAGCAUUCCUCUCCUGUUGGAACAUUCCGUCUUACUUGUCUUUUGAAGAGUCAAAUACUUAGAGAUAUGACAAACUCAGGUGUUGUAUUAAUUGGUGAAACUCGAUGUCUUCUAGCCAGUUUACCACAAAGUAUUUUAGAUUUAUUUACACAGAAGUUAACAUUUGGUAUGUUAAAUGAAACUCAUCGUUUAAACUUAUUACGGCAGUAUUUAUCAGAUGAUAGUGAAUUCACUAUAUCAACAAAACCGGUUGUUAGUCAGCAAAUCAAUCCAUUACAACUUAGUGAUAAUUUAACAUGUCUUGAAUUAGCACGUCGUACACCGGGUUAUGAAAUUGGCGACCUAAUUCGUUUGGUGGCUCAUUUGAAAAUGGCUUGUUUAACAAAUGACAAUGGUAGUGAUGACGAUGAUGAUGAUAAUAGUGCGAAUGGUCAAGAAAUUCCGGUUAAAUUUGCACCUGAUUUAUGUAUUGAUGAUUCAGUGGAGAACAAUAUCCUAUCGAAUACAGUUAAACAUCCUCUGAUUGUAACACGUGAAAUGGUUGAUAAAUCCUUAUCGAUUAUUGUUCCAGCGGUUAAAAAUACUGCUGAAUUUGUAACUAUUCCAGAUAUAACUUGGGCUGAUGUUGGUGGUUUAGAGUCAACUAGACAACAAUUGUAUAAUCGUUUUAUGCUUCUUAUCGAUGAUUGGGAACGUGCUCAGGCAUUGCAUCGACGGUCAGGAGGUGUAUUACUUGAAGGUCCACCUGGUUGUGGAAAAACGCUUGUAGCCAAAGCUUUAUCCAAUCAAGCUGGUCUUAAUUUCUUAUCAGUUAAAGGACCAGAAGUAUUAAAUAAAUUUCAAGGUGAAAGUGAACGUCGUAUUCGUGAAAUAUUUGAACGUGCACGUGCUUGUCAACCAUGUCUUAUAUUUUUCGAUGAAAUAGAUGCAAUCUGUCCAAGACGAGAUAGUGAUGAAUCAACAGGGAGUCGAGUUAGUUUAGUGAAUCAACUAUUAGUCGAAUUAGAUGGUAUUGAUAAGCAUAGAUCAGGUCGAGUAUUUGUUGUUGGCGCUACAAAUCGUAAAGAUAUGAUUGAUCCGGCUAUACUUCGUCCUGGUCGCCUUGGCCUACAUCUAAUGAUUAGCCCACCGUCGAAUUUUAGAGAACGUCUUUCAGUUCUAUCAGCUUGUACACGAUCAGCAACAACUCCUCGGAUUGAGAAUGGUAUGCUAACUCUUGAAUUGAUUGCAAAUGAUUCACGGACUGAAAAAAUGAGUGGUGCUGAUUUGGAGAAUUUAUUGGAAUUAGCUAAACAGAAAGCUCAAAUUGCCCGACAAGAUUUUGUUUCACAGGCUAAUCUACUGGAUGCUUUAUCUGAACUACACAAAUGAACUGAUCAUUUUAUAAAAUUACUUUUCAAGCCUUUGUUAUCAGUAGAGUUACAUAUGUGUAUAUGCACAAUAAUAUACAACUUUUGACCAUAUUUCUUUACUAAGUCUCUAUGGCCAAAGUGUAUUAUAGAUGUAUAAAGAAAGCAUUUGUAAUUUAAUCCUGUCAAAUGUUUGUUACGCCUUCUGUGAACGAAAUAAAAUUAUUAUGAAAAC